Molecule: messenger RNA, 3126 nt
Organism: Sarcophilus harrisii (Tasmanian devil)
Lineage: Eukaryota; Metazoa; Chordata; Mammalia; Dasyuromorphia; Dasyuridae
Gene: PRSS12
Product: serine protease 12
Exons: 13
Coding region: 99-2573 (824 amino acids)
Biological process (GO): proteolysis
Cellular component (GO): membrane
Molecular function (GO): serine-type endopeptidase activity
Source: RefSeq, a predicted model, not a curated record
CGCCUCCCUCCCUCCGCAUCUCACUUUUCUGAGCUGAGUAGAAUGGCUCAGAGGUCGAAGCUGCUGCUGCGGCGGCGGUGGCGGGACCUGCGGGCACCAUGACUGUCAGCACCUUCGUGGUAGUUCUGAUGCUGGGGACGCUCCUCGGAGUGAGCGGCGUGGAAAGGAGCCCGAAGUCCCCCGGGCUGCGCCGGUCCUCGCUCCCUGCUGCGCUCCCCCGGCCCCCUGGCUCCAUAUCACUGGCGCUCGGAGUGGCUCGACGGCCGCCCAGUUUGCCCUUCCAACGCCGCCAGUCCCCUGCCUCCGCGCCUCUGCAGCUGCUCUCCGCCCCAGUCCUCGGCCUGGGGCAACACCGCUUCUCCGGCAAAAGCCUGGACGUGGGUGCAGAAGACGGACAGUGUUGCUUCCCUGGAGACCCUCGAGACCGAUGCGACUGCAGACACGGGUCAGUGCGUCUCCGAGGUGGGAAAAAUGAAUUUGAAGGUACCGUGGAAGUAUAUUCCAGAGGAGUUUGGGGAGCAAUCUGUAGCAGUAACUGGGAUGACGGUGCCGCGGCUGUCAUCUGUCGCCAGCUGCAGCUUGGGGCCAAAGGGACAGCCAAACAGACCCCAAUUUCUGAACUGGGACUCAUUCCCAUUCACUGGAGCAACAUCCACUGCCAAGGGGAUGAAGACAACAUCCUACUUUGUGAACGAGACACCACCGGGCCCCAGGGGACAUGUCCACAGAAGAUGGCAGCUGCAGUCUUGUGCAGUUUUUACCAGGCUCCUUCCUGGACACUGGUGCGGCUUGUUGGUGGGCGCAGCAGCCAUGAGGGCCGAGUGGAACUUUACCAUGCUGGGCAGUGGGGCACAGUGUGUGAUGACCAGUGGGAUGACGCGGAUGCUGAAGUGGUCUGCCGCCAGCUUGGCCUGAGCGGGGUUGCCAAAGCUUGGUCCCGGGCCCAUUUUGGGCAAGGAUCAGGCUCCAUCAUAUUGGAUGAAGUACAAUGUACAGGAAAUGAGCUUUCCCUAGAGGAGUGUCCCAAGAGUUCCUGGAGAGAACACAACUGUGACCACCGGGAGGAUGCGGGGGUCUCAUGCACCCCUCUGACAGAUGGAACCCUGAGACUAGCAGGUGGGAAGGGCAGUCAUGAGGGACGGCUGGAAGUACAUUACCGUGGACGAUGGGGUACCAUCUGUGAUGAUGGGUGGACAGAGAAGAACAGCCAGGUGGCUUGUCGGCAGCUGGGAUUUAAGUAUGGCAAACAAGCCUCCAAUCGUCAUUUUGAAGAAAGCCUGGGACCCAUCUGGUUGGAUGAGGUCAGCUGUUCAGGAAAGGAGACAACUUUCCUUCAGUGCUCCAGAGGAAAGUGGGGAGAGCAUGACUGUAGUCACCAAGAGGACAUUCACAUUACUUGCCAGCCAGACAAUGAUGUGCACAAAUUCUCUCUGGGUCUCCCCAUCAGGCUGAUGGAUGGAGAGAACAAGAAAGAAGGACGAGUGGAGAUCUUUGUCAAUGGGCAAUGGGGAACAAUCUGUGAUGAUGGAUGGACUGAUAAAGAUGCUACUGUGGUUUGUCGGCAGCUUGGCUACAAGGGUCCUGCCAGAGCAAGAACCAUGGCCUAUUUUGGGGAAGGAAAAGGGCCAAUCCAUGCAGACAAUGUAAAGUGCACUGGGCGUGAGAGGAACCUCGCAGAUUGCAUCAAACAAGACAUCGGAAAGCACAAUUGUCGUCACAGUGAGGAUGCUGGAGUGAUCUGUGACUACUUUGGCAAAAAAGCUUCAGGGAAUAGGAAUAAAGAUUCCCUUUCAUCUGUUUGUGGUCUGAGGUUACUCCACAGAAGGCAGAAGAGGAUCAUUGGUGGGAAAAACUCUUUACGGGGCGGCUGGCCCUGGCAGGUGGCCCUGCGGCUGAAGCUAUCCCAUGGAGACCGCAGACUUCUUUGUGGGGCCACACUUAUUAGCAGCUGCUGGGUGCUUACUGCAGCUCACUGCUUCAAGAGGUAUGGUAACAACACUCGGAACUACAUUGUUAGAGUUGGGGAUUAUCACACUCUGGUGCCAGAGGAGUUUGAAGAAGAGCUUGGGGUCCAGCAGAUUGUGAUUCACCGGCUAUACAGGCCGGACAGCAGUGACUAUGACAUUGCCUUGGUGAGGCUGCAGGGACCAGAGGAACAAUGUGCCACGUUCAACAGCCAUGUUCUGCCUGCCUGCCUGCCCCUCCGAAGAGAAAGGCCACAGAAGACUGCUCCUAAUUGUUAUAUCACUGGAUGGGGAGACACAGGACAAGCUUAUUCGAGGACCCUGCAGCAAGCAGCCAUCCCCUUACUUCCCAAGAGGUUUUGUGAAGAGCGUUACCAGAGUCGGUUCACAGGGAGGAUGCUAUGUGCUGGAAGUCUGCAGGAGCAGAACCAUGUGGACAGCUGCCAGGGAGACAGUGGUGGCCCCCUGAUGUGCCAACGGCCUGGAGAAAGCUGGGCUGUAUAUGGAGUUACUUCCUGGGGUUAUGGCUGUGGUGUUAAAGAUUCUCCAGGUGUUUAUACCAAAGUCUCAGCCUUUGUACCCUGGAUAAAAAGUGUCACUAAACUUUGAAGAGUUCAGCACUGAGACCUUCAAGAGAAAAGAACACUGGACUUCUGUGGCAUUUGAACUGAACAGCCAGUCCACAGUUUAAACCUGUGGCCACUCCAUGCACACUUUUCUGCUUGGUGUUAUGAUUUUAAUUUUUAACAAUUGAAUGUAGGCUAUAUAUGCAUUACUUUUGUUUGAGGUUUCUUAUGCACAAAAAAAGGUGAAAUCACAUCAAAUUGAGACAAAUUUUACAAGUCACUGACAGUGUUGGGGAUGUUGGCAAUUUCAGGAAUGCCUUCAUUUCAGCACUGACUAAACUGGCAUGAGUUUUCCAAUUUGUCUCACCUUGGUAGAGUAAAUUCUCUACUUUGCCAUUUGAUAAUCUGAGCCUUACUUAUGAUUUCAUUUUAUUCGAGAGCAUUUUCCUCAAGAUGAACAAGAUAUGACAGUUCAGGCCUUAUUUCUGUAUAAUUCAAAAUUUAGAUUUUGGAGUGGCUUUUUAUAUUUAAAAAUCACCAAUUCUUAAGUGUCAAUGUGACUUUGAUUCAAAGUACAUAAAAGUAUUCUGCUUGAA